AUGAUAAUCAUUGGAGAUACUCUCCAUAACAUCAGUGAUGGAUUGGCCAUUGGUGCCGCUUUCGCAGAAGGUGGUAGCUCGGGUGUUUCUGGUGGAAUCAGUACUUCUAUUGCUGUGUUUUGUCAUGAGCUGCCUCAUGAACUUGGUAAAUAACUAUCUUGAUGAUUUUUAAAUUUACAUUGUAAGUAUCCCUCUAUUGGUUGCAGAUGUUACAUGAUGCCCCAAAUAAGCUCAGGACCACAAAGGGUUCUAAAUUAAAAACUGGUCUGAUAUUGGCAGCCAGUGUGGCAUCUCUACUGACAUCUGAGAUCACUACAAACAAAAUGAUGUAUUUAGCAGACAUGUAUUGUUGGUUACUAAUCUGUAACAUUUAUUAUUUACUUAUGUAAUAUUUAUGUUAAAGAUACACUGUGUGCAAAGGGAGUAGUUUGGAUAGCGUGGGGCUAGUGCAUUUUUCCAUUGGGCUAGUAAAUUCAGUUGUUAACUUGCCUGAUGGGCAAGAGAAGAUUAUUGUAAAAUUCAAGUUGUUACAGAAGAACUGUAAUCAAUCCUUCCUGUCCAGGACAGUUGAAAUGACUUUUGGGUUAUUACAUGCUAGCUAUAAGUAAACUGACUUUCUUUGCACCCUGAUACAUCACCUGAAUUUUGCAUAGGAUUAUUAUAGAAUUGGCCAGAGCUGAAGGCGAAGCUCCCAUUUAUGCAUUUUAAAUUUACUUCAGGCAAUGGAAUUUUAGACCAUUGCAAAGAAAUCCACAAAUCUAUACUUAGCUUUAGGGGAGAACCAUGUGACUGAAAAACAUAAACUUUAGUCUACUAUCAAUUAAAAGCUAACAACUGGUCAGCGGAAAACUUCAAAAAGGCACGUGGCCUCAAUGAGUUGGCACCUGAGCCCGUGAUACGGUCAUGUGACUCUGGUCAGCGGAUACCUUGUUUUGACAGCGGUCAAUUGAGCAUAAUAUGGAUGACUGUCUAUUAUCAAGUUAAAUACCGGUUAGAGGCAUUUCACAUUGGUUGUCCUGUGGCGCGGACGGACGGACGUUCGGUCACGUGAUGACCAAAAUUUCUUAGCUGGAUAGAUUACCAAAUUUUCUUACGUAUGGGGCUCUGCUCACACGGGCGUGGAGCUCCGCAGAAAAGACCACUGGUUUUUGUAUUAAUCAUGACGUUAAAUAAAUUGAUAAGGGAAGACAUUUGUGCUGUACCAGUAUUUUAAAUUUUUACAGCCUGGAAGUAGUGUUAUUAUCCCACAAUGGUUUUAAUAAAACUUAAGUCAAUUUUCUUUUCUUUUUCCUUGUGUCACAGGGGACUUUGCAGUUUUGCUGACAGCUGGCAUGACAGUCAAGAUGGCUUUAUUAGCCAACUUGCUUUCUGCCUUGUCUUGUUAUAUUGGCUUAGCAAUUGGUAUAUACGUUGGUCAAGAAGCUGAUGUGCGUUUCUGGAUAUUUGCUGUGGCUGGUGGAAUGUUCCUUUAUGUCGCAUUGGUGGACAUGGUAAGUGUUUUAGGAGUAUCGAUAAUGAGAUCACUUUAAUUUAUGGAAAGUCUCUUCUUGCUGUCCGUUUCCCAAUGGACAAUUUAGGAUGAAACAACGUUAUGGGUAGACUGCCAAACAGUCCGUAUUUUCGCGUAUUCAAGUACGUGCGAGUAGUCGAGAGAGGCUGAAAACGGCGAGCGAGACUGGGGAGAGACGCUAAAAAUACGUUUUUCUUUUCUCUCGCAUCACACGCCUCACAGGUGAGGCUCUUGAGCCACGCUAAACCAAUUUUGAGAAAGUGAGAAAAACAAAGACUGUUUUGCAGUCUACGUUAUGGGGUUCCUCAGCUAUUAAACAAAUUUGUUGUUGGAUGAGGUCUCAGUGAUAUCCGGAAUAAGGUUAUCGCCCAUGGUUGUCAUGGAAGUCACCCAAAAGAUCUUUUCGUGACAUACCCUGUAGCUGUUCUUAAGCCAGUAAGUAGUUUUACAUUGAAAUCUCUUCGUUUUGAUGGCGCAACUUGUCAGUGGUUCGCAGGUUCACAGCUCAUCUUCGGCGAUGACAUUAAUUGAUGAUUUUUAUGUUUUUUUUUUCUUGAACACAGCUUCCUGACCUGAUGCACAGCGAAACUCUUCAAGCAGAACCUGUUGCUACGUUCUUGUUACAGAACUUCGGUUUGGUCCUUGGAUUCGCCAUUAUGUUGAUAAUUGCGCUUUAUGAAGAGGACUUAAUGGCAAUUAAUUUCUAG
Porites evermanni is the source of this 2217-nucleotide messenger RNA. The record is from the annotation of a GenBank genome assembly. NCBI's taxonomy places the organism in Eukaryota, Metazoa, Cnidaria, Anthozoa, Scleractinia, Poritidae.